Molecule: messenger RNA, 1149 nt
Organism: Penicillium cinerascens
Lineage: Eukaryota; Fungi; Ascomycota; Eurotiomycetes; Eurotiales; Aspergillaceae
Exons: 2
Coding region: 1-1149 (382 amino acids)
Source: RefSeq, a predicted model, not a curated record
AUGCCUACGUUACUGUGGAUAUUAUAUCUAUCAUCUCACUGUGUGCUAUCAGUCAACGCCUUGUAUGAUUGUCCUCGCGCCGUCUGUGCAUCGUGCCUGCCUACGGAGAUUCACGAUGCUCCGGGGGUCGGCUUCGAUCUAACUCCAUCUUACGGUGGAAGUGUUGUCGAGAUCGCCCGUGUUCAGGGAAAUCCAGAAUACCUCGAGUAUAUGGCGCGUCUUGUCAGCUCACCUGAGCCAGAAGAUGAAACUAAGACUCUCUUUAAACACAUCGCUCAGUGGCUUCCUAUCUCUGAUGUAUGGUCGCGAAAGUGUGGCCGCUGGCUUUACAAACUUGGGUACUCGGCAAAAGAUGGCAUUGAGAUUAUCAGCGAUUUGCUCCGAGAGCUCAAGGAUUUAACUGAGAGGGAAAUACUCUGUGCCCUUGAUAGAGUUGCCGUCACGAUUCCCGACAUAUCGUCACUUGAACAUCAAACAAUAAAUGCCGCUCUCGAGGACUUAGGUCUAAGGACAUGGCUAGGCGACAGUCUCUACUACCCUAGCCGUCUGAUCGAGGCAGACGCUGUUUACGUUGCAAAUGGCUACGGGCUUUGCAAAAACUAUCAGAAUAUCUUCGAGUGUACAGACGAGUUUUACGACCAAUUGUCCUACCCCGCCGUCUUGCUCGUUUCUUUUUCUCGCCAUCUGCUCUAUACAGCUAUCUCAACCCCAAUUAAUGGCGAGGCUUUGGCUAGAGUAACCAAUGAUGAGGCGCAGGUCUUUGAUUUUGAGGUCGGUCUAGAUCGUCUUCUCCAAAACGAUUCCCAGGCACAGCGGGACCGCCUCCGCCAACAAUUAUUAGUGCUACCGCAGGAAUCCGAAUUUAUCGUGACUCACGUUCUUCUGGCUGGCGAGAGCGCAACAAAUCCUCAAUUCUUGGCUGUUCUAAAAGAUGCCCUUUCAGAAUUAUCUCCUAUAAUGUCUCCGGAUUUGAAAAUGACGAUCGCGAAUUCUUCCAAGGCAUUGAAUCCUACAUUUGCGGCUGCGAGGGGUGCGGCACUUUAUGCUCGAAGGCGACAAGAGGUCCAGGCCGACUGCCAGGAACCUCCGGAAUGCGAAAUUAUAAGACGGCAAGAGCAAACGCGCUCUUCCGGGAAACAGGACCUUUGA